AUGCCUCUGCUGCCAGACCUUCCAAACGAGAUGCUAGAGCAGAUCAUGAAAUACCUCUUGCCUGACGACGUCGACAACUUUUCGGACUCUCGUGAGGAAUUUCGCGCUAUUGCUAGCAGGAUACUACCCAGGCACAAUGAGUUGAAAAGAAAAAACUCCCAGGUCUCUUGCGGCUUGGUUGGCUCGGUAGGCUACAAAGCACUCCACCCCAUUUUCUUACUCCGGGACAUUCUUCAGGACCCGGAGAUUCUCUGGUACGUUAAGACCAUGUUCGUCGAGCUCUGCGACGAUCACUAUGCCUAUAGAAACGAGGAAACCUGGGACGAGGCCCGACGGAUAGCUGUGGACUGCAAAGAUGGCAUCAUCAAAAUGGUGCAGGCAUGUCCAUACUUGGACCAAGAAGAACGUAAAAACUGGAUCAAUGCGACACUCUCAUGCCACCAAGACACAGCUGUGGCUCUUCUUGCGUGCAUGUUCCCAUGCCUGGAGACUAUCCGCCUCACAGGCAUCCAUUCCAACAAUGAGCUACAUUCCCUUGCACGGAAGAUUGCCCAAGCCAACCGUCUCGACCCUGGUGGUUCCCAUGCUCUCAGCAAGCUCAAUCUCGUCGAAGAGGAAGGCUGUGAAGCAGAAAUAUUCCAAAAGAUGCCAGCAUUCGAGCCACUUUCUGGUCUGCCUUCAAUGCGACGCUAUACAGGCAGAUACUUGUAUCAUGAGAAUGAGUGGACAACCCCCAAAGAGAAGUCUACAAUUACAAGCGUGGAGCUCUACCAAUGCAUGAUUUACAUCGCAGCUCUGCGAAGUGUUUUUGGCGGAAUUGCAAACCUGCGAGACUUCACAUACGAACAUCAUUGGGCAUUUGAGAUUCCAGGUAAAGAAAUGCAACGCGUGGAAGAAACACUCGGAGAGAAGGGAGAAGCCGAGGACUCAGACGAGGACUCGGAAGUUGGUGGCAUAGUCAAGCCAUUCAUGGGCUCCCUUAGAGGUUUUCAGGUACUCAAAAACAUCCGCGUUCAAAAUGAGGCAUUCGUCGAGGAAGACCUGGAAGGUUCCGCAGGUGGGAGAACGGUGCACCGUUUGGUGGACUUGUUGCCAGCUUCGGUGGUGAACGUUACGUUGGCGAUGCCACAGUUGAGCGGAAAAGAGUCCUACCGGCUAAUGGAGGGUUUACCAGGACUCAAGUGGGAGCGGGUUCCAAAGCUCGAGAAGGUCAUUGUCGGAAGUGACUGUCCUUACAAAGAGAUGAAGACAGUGUUCGAGACUGUUGGUAUUGAGUUGGUUUCAUGA
Messenger RNA from Letharia columbiana, 1287 nucleotides. RefSeq lists its product as uncharacterized. Bases 1 to 1287 code for a protein of 428 amino acids. The transcript has 2 exons. Gene Ontology annotation, molecular function: protein binding. Lineage: Eukaryota; Fungi; Ascomycota; Lecanoromycetes; Lecanorales; Parmeliaceae. The record is from RefSeq and is a predicted model, not a curated record.